Molecule: messenger RNA, 1401 nt
Organism: Closterium sp. NIES-65
Lineage: Eukaryota; Viridiplantae; Streptophyta; Zygnematophyceae; Desmidiales; Closteriaceae
Source: the annotation of a GenBank genome assembly
AUGGCGCGGCGGUGCGGCUGGCAGCGACGCGUGCUCGUUCGUGACGUGCCCGAACGGCUGCUCCUGCUCCGCUUCCUCUGGCGUUGCCAAGUGCUCGUGCUCAGACCCAUGCUACGGAGUCAAGUGCCUCGAUGUCUCCAAUGCUCGUCCGCUGCGCUCGCCAACUCGGACUACCUGGACCAACACAACGCCGCCCGCGCCGCUGUGGGCGCCGCGCCCCUCGUGUGGGAUGAUGCCCUGGCAUCAAGGGCCAGGGCAUGGGUUCAGGCGCUGGCGUCGAGUGCGCACAACUGCCAGCUGCAGCACGGCGGCGCCAGCGGCGAGGGGCAGAACCUGUCGGGCGCCAGCCCCAGCGGAUGGGCGUCCAACGGCGAUGCGGUGCGCUGGUGGGUGGACGAGGGCAAGUGGUACCAACUCGGAGUGUUCCCCAACGGCUGUGCGGGCGGUGAUUGGGCCAAGUGCGGCCACUACACGCAGGUGGUGUGGAACAACACGCGCAGGCUGGGGUGUGCCAAGGCGUCGUGUGGCACGCGCAGCGACGUGUGGGCGUGCCACUACUCGCCGCCAGGCAACUACAACGGCCAGCUGCCUUAUGGUACGCACUGCAACGGCCAGCUGCCUUAUGGUACGCACUGCAACGGCCAGCUGCCUUAUGGUACGCACUGCAACGGCCAGCUGCCUUAUGGUACGCACUGCAAUGGCCAGCUGCCUUAUGGUACGCACUGCAACGGCCAGCUGCCUUAUGGUACGCACUGCAACGGCCAGCUGCCUUAUGGUACGCACUGCAACGGCCAGCUGCCUUAUGUGCAGGACCCCUGCUUCCGAGCGCUCUGCCCAUCCACAGCCACCUGCACGGCAGUGGGGGGCAACCCCAAGUGCCAGUGCGCGCAAGGCCAGGCGUUGGUCAAUGGCAAGUGCCAAGCAGACCCAUGCAGGGGGGCGAGCAGGUGUGCAGGGGACCUGGUGUGUGACGGCUCGUCUGGAGCAGCGCAGUGUGUGUGCCCCCAGGGCACCGUGCUCACCGCUUCCAACACAUGCCUGGCCUCAUCCACCACAGUCACCACCAGCAUUGCUCUCUUCAACCGCCCCUCCUUCACCAAUGCACCCGCCACCCUCGGCCCCAUCAUCCUCCGAGCGCCCACUCCCGGCGCUGCUCGCCCUGCCGGCUGUGUGAACGUGCCGGCGCCAAUGGCAGGGGCGGUGGGGUCGCUGAAGAUACUGUGGGAUGCGCCUGAUGGCGCCACGGGCCGCAGGGUGGUGUGUGGGCUCAUGUGGUUUUGGAACGGGGCGGACUGCUAUGGCCGCGCCGCAGGGUGGUAUCGCCCCGGCAACAAUGUUACCACUGCUGCGACCACAAGUGGAGAAGUCGCGUUGCUGCGCUCUAUCAGCUGCUCUCCUUGA